CUUUUUAAUAAGUUUUUAGUAUAAAAAUAGAAUAAAAAAUAUGGCUGUCCAAAUGACAUAUUUUUUUACUCCUUUGGUGUUGAUGUUGAUAUCAGAAGAAUGUCAUGAUGAGUUUUUUGUUAAAUUCAACAUUUUAAAUGUACCUUGUUUGAAAAUUGCCAUUACCAAAGGACUAGGAUGUGUUAUUAUAGUAGGAUCAAUGAUAGUAAAAGUUCCUCAAAUCAUAAAAUUACUUCAAGCUAAAAGUGGUGAAGGAUUAAAUAUUAUUUCUUUACUUUCGGAAUUAGCUGUGUCAACAUUUUCUAUAACGUAUGCUUUUCAGAAAAGGUUUCCUUUUAGUUCGUGGGGCGAAGCAUUGUUUUUGGCUGUACAAAAUGGUGUUUUAGUCAUUCUAAUUAAUUAUUAUAAUAAGAAGUAUUUUGCAGCGUUUAUAUUUACCCCAAUAUAUUGUGGAAUAACAUACUUUCUUUCGACGCCGAUCGUACCUAUUUAUUGGAUUGUCAAAUUGCAAGAAUUUAACCUUGUUUUUAUUGCAGCCGGUAGACUUCUUCAAAUAGUUGAUAAUUACUCGAUGGGCCACACCGGGCAACUUUCUUUUGUCACAACUUUGUUAAUAACUGUUGGAGGGCUAGCACGUGUUCUUACGUCUCUUCAGGAAACUGGUGAUAUGUUGAUGACGCUGCAGUUUGUAGUGUCAUCAAUGUUGAAUGCCGUGAUUUUGGCUCAAUUGCUUUGGUAUUGGAAUGUUGUACCCGAUAAAAUAAAGAAAAAAGUUCAAUAGUUUAAGUUUCUUAUCUUUUCUAUCGCCUUUCGUUAUUUCUUUGUGAAUUUCCCAAACGUUUAACUAUAAUGAAUGUUAAUUGAUUUUAAAUUAAAUGAUAAAGUUAAAAA
This is a messenger RNA of Hydra vulgaris (swiftwater hydra), 891 nucleotides long. RefSeq names its product mannose-P-dolichol utilization defect 1 protein. Lineage: Eukaryota; Metazoa; Cnidaria; Hydrozoa; Anthoathecata; Hydridae. The record is from RefSeq and is a predicted model, not a curated record.